Cololabis saira (Pacific saury) is the source of this 1624-nucleotide messenger RNA. It is a transcript of the gene scrn2, whose product is annotated as secernin 2. Lineage: Eukaryota; Metazoa; Chordata; Actinopteri; Beloniformes; Belonidae. The coding region runs from base 96 to 1355 and encodes 419 amino acids. The transcript has 9 exons. The record is from RefSeq and is a predicted model, not a curated record. Gene Ontology annotation, biological process: proteolysis. Gene Ontology annotation, molecular function: dipeptidase activity; cysteine-type exopeptidase activity.
CCUCUCUGGGAUGUCUGGGUCACGUGACAAACCUGCGCUUCUUCCUUACCGGCCUCUGCCGCUCCGUCCGCCGCGCCGCGCACACACCGAGCAGGAUGGCGGAGCCGCCCUCGUCAUGUGACUGCUUCGUGUCCCUCCCCCCCGGUUCCCGUGACGACCACGUGAUCUUCGGGAAGAACUCGGACCGGCCCCGGGACGAGGUCCAGGAGGUGGCGUUUUACCCGGCGGCUUCUUACCCGGCCGGGUCCCUGCUGGAGUGCACCUACAUCACGAUCCCGCAGGUCCAGCGGACCCGGGCCGUGGUUCUGAGUAAACCGGCCUGGAUGUGGGGGGCGGAGAUGGGGGCGAACGAGGACGGGGUCUGUGUCGGGAACGAGGCCGUCUGGACCCGGGAACCCGUGGACCCGGGAGAGGCCCUGCUGGGCAUGGACCUGGUCCGGCUGGGCCUGGAGCGCGGCGAUACCGCCCGCGCGGCGCUGACCCACAUCACGGACCUGCUGGACCAGCACGGCCAGGGCGGGCCCUGCAGGGAGGACCCGGAACCGUUCAGCUACCACAACACCUUCCUGCUGGUGGACCGGCAGGAGGCCUGGGUUCUGGAGACGGCCGGCCGGUUCUGGGUGGCCCAGAAGUUCUCAGAGGGCGUGAAGAACAUCUCCAACCAGCUGACGAUCGGCAGCGACAUCACGGCGGAGCACCCGGAGCUGCGCAGUGCCGCGCGGGCCCAGGGCUGGUGGGACGGCGGCGGCAACUUCAGCUUCUCAAAGGUGUUUGCUCCCGAGAACCCGCCGGCCCGGAUGGAGCUAGCCAAGCAGCGCUACAAGGGCGGCACGGAGCUGAUCCAGCGCCACAGCGGCGCGGUGACGGCCGAGGUCAUGAUGUCCAUCCUCAGGGACAAGCCCAGCGGGAUCUGCAUGGACUCGGGCGGGUUCUGCACCACCGGCAGCAUGGUGUCGGUUCUGCCCCGAGACCCGGCGCUGCCCUGCAUCCACUUCUUCACCGGCACCCCCGACCCGUCCAGGUCCAUCUUCAAGCCCUUCAUCUUCUCGGACCGGCCCGCCCCGGUGCUGCAGGUGUUGUCGCCCCGGUUCGGCCCGGAGGACCCGGCCCGGAUCCAGCCCCGGUUCCAGACCCGGGUGGACCGAAGACAUGAGCUGUACAAGGCCCACCAGGAGGCGCUGGUCGCCAUGGCAACCAAACCGGAGGAGACCCUGGCCGUCUACCAGGUCCUGCGGGACCUGGAGUCCCAGUGUCUCAGCGAGAUCUCGGCCAUGUUGAGGGGCGACGUCCCCGGGGACGAGCUGGGCGAGCUGUUCCUGGACUGUGUGGACACGGAGAUCAAGUUCUACCAGUGAGGAGCGCCCCCUGCUGGAGGCCGAGGCGCCCAUGGAGCGGCAGGAGAAGCAGAAGAAGAAGUUCCAGGGACCGCCCUCGCCGUUCCUGGCUCCGCCCACCUCGUUCCUGGCUCCGCCGCCUCAGCAUUACCCCCGACCCGGGUUCGGCCCCUGGACGGCGAGACCCGGAGCAGCGUCUGCACCCGCUAGAGUUCCCGCAGUAGGGGCGUGGCCAGCCUCCUAGGGGCGUGACCCCGCCUCUUGGGGGCGUGUCAUUGCCUCCUAGGGGC